Cotesia glomerata is the source of this 1316-nucleotide messenger RNA. It is a transcript of the gene PrBP, whose product is annotated as retinal rod rhodopsin-sensitive cGMP 3',5'-cyclic phosphodiesterase subunit delta. Gene Ontology annotation, cellular component: cytoplasm. Gene Ontology annotation, biological process: sensory perception of light stimulus. The record is from RefSeq and is a predicted model, not a curated record. Bases 162 to 605 code for a protein of 147 amino acids. The transcript is spliced from 4 exons. NCBI's taxonomy places the organism in Eukaryota, Metazoa, Arthropoda, Insecta, Hymenoptera, Braconidae.
UGCGCCCGCUGAUUGGUUUGAAUCUCUAUCCUCGAAGCAGACUCUUCGGGCAAUUGUUCUAGUCAGUCAAUACAUAAGCUGUAUAAACACUAUAUAAAAAUAAAAAUUGAUUAAAAUGUUUAUAUAUUUGUAAUUGUAAAUUUUAAAUAGCUUACAAAAUAAUGCCGUCCCGAUCAGAAGAUAUUUUAAAAGGAUUCCAAGUAAAUUGGAUGAAUUUGAGAGAUGCAGAUUCCGGAAAAAUACUGUGGCAAGGAAACGAAGAUUUAUCAGUACCUGAGGUUGAACAUGAAGCAAGAGUUCCAAAGAAAAUCUUGAAAUGCCGAGCUGUAUCUCGAGAAAUAAAUUUCAGUUCUGCUGAGCCACUGGAAAGGUUUCGGUUGGAGCAGAAAGUUUUAUUCAAAGGGCGCUGUCUAGAGGAAUGGUUUUUCGAAUUCGGUUUCGUCAUUCCAAAUAGUACUAACACAUGGCAGAGUUUGAUUCAAGCGGCUCCAGAAAGUCAAAUGAUGCCAGCAAAUGUUCUUAACGGAAAUGUCGUCAUCGAAACCAAGUUCUUCGAUGACGAUCUAUUGGUCUCAACGAGUCGCGUUCGUCUUUUUUAUGUUUGAAACUCCAACGAACAAACUAAUAACAAUAUUCCAUUAAAUUAAUUUAUUAAUUACUUUUAAUAACUGAUAUAUUAAAAAUAAUUUUUAACUAGCUGAUUGAGAUGAAAAAUUUUAUCAUCAUAUGUUGAUUAUGAAUUAUGAUACUAUAAUUAUUACUAUUAUAUCAACCUAAAAGAGUUUUAUAAACACAUUUUAGUAAUUGUGUGAUUGCAUUUACGCACGAUUUUUAUUUAUUUAUCUAUACAGUCAAUCAGAGUUACUAAAGCCUAGUUUUAGUAUGGUUCACUGCGUUUUGGGCCCAAGACAAUUCACCCUUAGGUCAAUUGAUACAUUGAUAAAUAAUGUUAAACAAUACUUUUCCGCGGCUUAUGAUUCUAGAGAUAAAAUGAAUAAAAAAAUAAAUCUUACGUAGAAACAAAAAUAUCAUCUAUAUUUUAAUAAUAUUUUUUUUUUCGUGUAAUAAAUUACUGUCAUUAUUUCGAGUAACAAAUAAAUAGUUUUUUAGACCGUAGAUGGGUGGACCGUGUGUGUAUUUAUUCGAAAAUAGACCAACUUAUAAGCUUGUUACCAUGAUGUGGUUUCUUAUCGUAGAUUUUGUGUGUGUUUAUCCGAAAAUGUUAUAAUUUUCGUCCGGGAUUAUUUUGUCCGAGUUUUUUUUUUUUUUAAUUUUAUCAGACAUUUUUUAGAUUUCUUUUAGAAAUAUUUAAAUUA